AUGUCAUUCACUGAUGAAAACUGGUUAACAACCAAGCAAAACAUCAGAGAAAGAAUCAAAACAUUGUUCAAUAACGAAUUGUUGAGCGAUGUGCUGUUGAUUGUCCGGAAGUCACCCGAGUCUUGCAGUGAAGAUUCGAAUCAUGGUCUUGCUGGGGCUAUAAAAAAAGGCAAAAUGGAGAUACCAGCUCACAAGUUCGUGUUGGCGAUUAGCAGUCCUGUGUUCUUUGAGUUGUUUUAUGGUCAAAUACCCGAAACAUCGAAGUCAGUUGAGUUCCAUGACUGUGAGUAUGAAGUUCUGUUGGAAGUGCUGCGUUACAUCUACAGCGACGAAGCCAACUUGAGUGAAAGUAACGCGAUUAAGGUUUUGCAUUUGGCAAAACAUUACAAGUUGCCUUCGCUCGCCGACAUGUGUAUUGGAUAUCUGAGAAAGAACGUAACUGCUACCAAUGUUAUUCGGAUUCUUAAAGAAGCUAAAAAAUAUCAGCUAGAAAGUGUUGUGGGCGGCCGUUGUUGGGAAGUGAUUGACAAAUAUACUGAACGAGUACUGAGAUCAGAUGAAUUUGUCACGGUAGACAAAGUAGUCCUUGAGAAAUUAGUGGACAGAAAUUCUUUGUCUGUGAGUGAGGUAGCAUUGUUUGAAGCAGUGAACUCUUGGGCAAAUGAGCAAUGUCAAAUUCAAGGCUUUGUUCAAACAGGAAAUGUGAAAAGAGAACUACUUGGAGACAAAAUUGUCAGAAAAAUUCGCUAUCCAGUUAUGAGACAAAGUGAAUUUGUCAAAGUGGUACUUGACAGCAACAUUCUUAACCCAAAAGAGUGCUAUGAACUGAUAAGGCAUUAUUCUUCAGUGUCGCCUUCGUCUCUGGAAUUUCCAGACAAAAUGCGAGUUGGAUGGCAACAAGAAAGCUUAUGCAGAUUUGGGUCUGUAGUUGAGUAUGGGUGGGUUUACAGCCCUGGCAAGGUUGACUCCAUCUUUCUAACUGUGGACAAACCUAUUAUUUUGCAUGGCAUACGCUUGUGUGGCUAUCAAAAUGAAAACUAUUCAUUACACCUAAGAAUAAAGGACACAAGUUCCUCAUCAGAUAUUGUCAGUCUUAAAAGGCAUUUUCGUUCACAGAAGCUACUGUACAAAUCAAGUCAUUACUGGGGAUUUGAGGUCUUGUUUGAUCUUCCUGUUGUCAUAGAAAAUGGAAUAAGGUACUCUGUUGAUGCAUAUAUUUCAGGUGCAUUUUCAUGGCGUGGACAGAGUGGUGUGAGUUCUCUUCAGUGUUCUGGAGUGUGCUUUAAAUUUGAAAACAGUGAACAAAGUAACAAUGGCACCAGUGUCAAGAAGGGACAAUUUCCUGAAUUCUUGUUCUGCAAACGGUGA
Molecule: messenger RNA, 1368 nt
Organism: Porites lobata
Lineage: Eukaryota; Metazoa; Cnidaria; Anthozoa; Scleractinia; Poritidae
Source: the annotation of a GenBank genome assembly